ACCUCCUGGUUCAUUUAAGAAACAGAAAAAGCGAUGUAAACUCAAAGGCUACUUUAUUAGAAAGACCUAAUAUCCCUGCACAUUAAUGGGAUUAUCCAACUGGCUAAUCAUGUGGAAGCACUUCAAUGGAGACAAUCAUGCAGACACAGGUCAAAAGCUUCAGUCAGUUUUCACGUCUCAUGCUGCAGAGAGUGACAGGUGUGGUGUACCUGCUGCAGCAUCCUUUCUCUAUAAAAGCUCCAUGGAGCUCCAGGGCUCAGCAUCACACCUCCAGCCUCAGCAGACGGCUUAAAACGAGACAGAACUUGUCCACAGAUUCCACAGUUUCAUUAAAGAUGAUCUGGAUCCGAGUGCUCAUCGUAAGCAGCUUGUUGGCUCUUCUUCAUGCUCAUAAACACUGCACACAGCUUGUAAAAUGGGGAAACCUCCUCCAAACCUUAAGCAGCAUGAGCAGUGGGAUAUCUGAAACAUGUGCUCAUCACUAUAACAAGGACAGACUUUGUGAUCCAUCACAUAUGCUACAUCAGGUGGAACUGAAUGCCAUGCUGCUGUCUGAUGUCAUGAAGGAAGCAGAAUCCAUUUACUACAAAAAUCCAAACCCUGAACACUUCAUCCACCAGCUUCAACGCACACAACGCACUCUAACCCAAUGCACUCUUCACCCCCAGACCUUCGAUCACAAGCCUGUCACUACGUGCUUCAAAAAACUGCAGACUUUUAUUCAGGACAAUAUGUCUCAUGAGAGCUGUGCGUGGGAGAUAGUAAAUGUGACAGUGAGGGAAAUCCUUCAGCGGCUGGAGAAACGCAUGCUCCGGAAACGACGCUGAGCUCGAUGGUUCCUUUUGUAACCUUGUCUUUCUUCUUUGUUUCUUUGUCUUUCUUUCAUUCUUUUUUUUAUUUCUCUCACUAUAAAUACUUGUCUGUAUAUUAUCAAUGUCUGUGCAUUGAUUCAACUUUAAUAUUUAAACAAGAGAAGAUAAUAUGUGCCAGAUAAAUCUACUACUAAUAAUAAAGUAUGUUUUUAUUAAACACUUCUAGAUGGUGUACUGUAUCUCAUGCACAUAAGCUGUUGGUCUUUCUGCCCUUUUUUUAAAUUAAAAUAAGAAAGUUUUA
Molecule: messenger RNA, 1113 nt
Organism: Silurus meridionalis
Lineage: Eukaryota; Metazoa; Chordata; Actinopteri; Siluriformes; Siluridae
Exons: 7
Coding region: 126-827 (233 amino acids)
Source: RefSeq, a predicted model, not a curated record